GUAUUUUGUACGAGCUGCAAGCUUUUUUAACACCGGACACGGGAAGACCGGAGAGCAAUACGAUGGCGAGGCCUAACAAGCGCAUGAACUCUGAUUUCUCGGAGAUAAAACGGGACAACGUAUCUUUGCGAUAUUGCAUCUUUUGCAAAAGCGAAGGGCGUUCUCUGUGGUGUGCUUUUCGGGCAGACUCCUGCGGGAGCAGUGGAUCCGCGCCAAGUACGAGAGGAAGGAGUUCAUGCCCGGGGGGUCGCAGGAGUCCUACUCAGCAGGCUACCGGGAAGGCUUUCUGUGGAAACGAGGCCGAGACAACGGACAGUACCUCAGCCGAAAAUUCAUCCUGUCCGAACAAGAGGGCACGCUCAAGUACUUCGUCAAGCCGGAUGGGAGAGAGCCGAAGGCCAUCAUGAGCAUCGGCACGCUGAACGCGACCUUCCAGCCGACCAAAAUCGGCACGGCCCACGGCCUUCAGAUCACCUACUUGAAGGACAACAGCACUCGCAAUAUCUUUGUUUACCACGAGGACGGCAAGCGACCCGCGUGUCCUUCUCCGAAGGAAAUGGUGGACUGGUUCAACGCCGUCCGAGCGGCCAGAUUGCACUACCUGCAGGUGGCCUUCCCUGGCGCUCCCACGGCGGACCUGUUGCCCAGGGUCACCCGCAACUUUGUGAAAGAGGGCUUCAUGGAGAAGACCGGCCCCAAGCGCACGGAGGCUUUUAAGAAGAGGUGGUUCUCCAUGGACGAGAGGAGGCUCAUGUACUUCAAAGAUCCGCUGGACGCCUACGCGCGAGGCGAGGUGUUCAUCGGCAGCAAGGACGACGGCUACAGCGUCCUGCCGGGCCUCCCGUCGGGCGUUCAGAGCUCCCGCUGGCAGUUCGGGAUCACCGUCGCGACGCCGGACAGGACCUUCCUUCUCGUGUGCGAGAGCGAGCGGGAGCGAACGGACUGGGUGGCCACGUUCCGGAUGGCGGUCGACCGGCCCAUGCUCCCGCCCGAGUACGCGGUGGAGGCCUGUUUUAAGCACAAACCUUGACCCUUUGCGGAAGCCGUACAGCAGGAUGACGAGACGACCUUCUCCAAGGAGCGAUUUUUUUUCCCCGUCAUACUUGACUGUCACACUAUGAGCAGAGGAGAGAACAUCCGGCAAGUCCAGUGCGGCACGUCGCGCAUGAGGUGAUUUCAUGUCAGGAUCGUUAGCCC
This is a messenger RNA of Hippocampus comes (tiger tail seahorse), 1197 nucleotides long. Its product is annotated as arf-GAP with dual PH domain-containing protein 1-like. Gene Ontology annotation, cellular component: cytoplasm; intracellular membrane-bounded organelle; plasma membrane. Lineage: Eukaryota; Metazoa; Chordata; Actinopteri; Syngnathiformes; Syngnathidae. Gene Ontology annotation, biological process: positive regulation of GTPase activity. Bases 236 to 1030 code for a protein of 264 amino acids. The transcript is spliced from 8 exons. Gene Ontology annotation, molecular function: GTPase activator activity; phosphatidylinositol-3,4,5-trisphosphate binding; phosphatidylinositol bisphosphate binding. The record is from RefSeq and is a predicted model, not a curated record.